This is a messenger RNA of Temnothorax curvispinosus, 1457 nucleotides long. It is a transcript of the gene BI-1, whose product is annotated as bax inhibitor 1. NCBI's taxonomy places the organism in Eukaryota, Metazoa, Arthropoda, Insecta, Hymenoptera, Formicidae. The record is from RefSeq and is a predicted model, not a curated record. Gene Ontology annotation, molecular function: enzyme binding. Bases 307 to 1026 code for a protein of 239 amino acids. Gene Ontology annotation, biological process: negative regulation of RNA splicing; cellular response to unfolded protein; negative regulation of apoptotic signaling pathway. The transcript is spliced from 4 exons. Gene Ontology annotation, cellular component: mitochondrial membrane.
CAAUCGGACGUGUUCGUUCUCUCCUAUCCUCGUCUGCCCCGUCGGCCUGGCUCCUACGCGUUAAGAAUAUCACUGACGUGUCCCCGUGCGAGGAUCGGCUUAUCAGCUUACGUACGUUCGUGCAAUUCGUCGGUUCGCCUCGGCUGUCGCCGAUAAGUUUACCCCGGCCCCGCGCGCAUAGAAUUAGCCAGGCAAUACCGCCAGUCAUUGGGCUGCAAGCGAACAGAAAUCUCCCGUGCAACACCCAGAGUCCGAGAGAAGACACCGAGUUUGAGGCCAGCGGCGAAUCGAGCGACAAGCAAAAUUAUGGCAUCGGCCGCGAACUUCAACGUUUUUCUCAACAAUUGCUUCAGCAGCACGCUAAAUGCACCGGUCAGGCAACACUUGAAGAAUGUCUACGGUUGCCUGUCUCUGUCCACCGUGUCGGCAGCGGUUGGGGCUUACGUGCACAUGUACACGCAAUUCUUGCAGGCCAGUUUCUUGACAACCAUCGGCACCUUGGGCCUGCUUAUCGCGUUAAUGUCAACACCCGACAAUGGCAAGAACCAAAAACUGCGUCUCGGCUACCUCCUGGGAUUCGCAUUCUUGUCCGGUCUUGGUUUGGGUCCUUUGCUCGAGUUGGUUGUCAGUAUAGACCCGAGUAUUGUGAUGACGGCAUUAAUCGGUACGACGGUCAUCUUCGUUUCCUUUAGUCUCUCCGCACUUUUGGCUGCACGUGGCCGUUGGCUGUAUCUUGGCGGCACUUUGAUGAGCAUGCUGAAUGUCAUGAUCCUGUUCUCCCUCGCUAAUCUGUUCUUGCGCUCGACCUUCAUCUACCAAGCACACUUAUAUGUGGGAUUAUUCGUGAUUUGCGGCUUCGUUAUUUACGAUACGCAGCUGAUCAUCGAGAAGUAUCAUAUUGGCAGCAGGGACUUUAUCAUGCACUCCUUGGACUUGUUUAUCGAUUUCGUUGGCGUUUUCCGACACCUCCUUGUGAUACUUACGCAAAAGGAAUUGUCCAAGGACUCACGUAAGCGUAAAGAUUGAGCGAAAACAAGACGAGUAAUCGCGGUGCAUUCAAGUAAAUCCAUAAACUAGAGGUCUUCAUGUAAUCUAUCCAUACCUAAGUAUCUGUGUACAUAUACAUACCGGAAAAAUUAUAUAAAUACCGAUAUACAACCACGUCAUACACGUAUAUAUGCAUAACAUCUCUUUAGCGAACGCGAGACUAUAUACAUAUAUUUACUAUAUUGAAAAAAAAAAAGAGGAAAAUGUUGAAUACAGUUCAUUUACUAUAAAUGAAGUUUGGCUUCUCUUGCGUCCGAUUACUUAUAGACGAAGACAUGCCGCAAAUUUAUUUUCGUCAUGUCUCUGAGUUAUAUAAUUCUCCAUCAGAUUUGUAUACAUAUAUAUAUAUAAUAUAACAUAAAUUAGCUGUGUAUUAUAUUUUCAACUUUCAAUAAACGAAUUUUCCCAAA